Leptonychotes weddellii (Weddell seal) is the source of this 6812-nucleotide messenger RNA. The record is from RefSeq and is a predicted model, not a curated record. NCBI's taxonomy places the organism in Eukaryota, Metazoa, Chordata, Mammalia, Carnivora, Phocidae.
UAUGCUGUGAUGGUAGCCAUGUUCUUCACUGUCAGUGUGGUGAACAACUAUGCCCUGAAUCUCAACAUCGCCAUGCCCCUGCAUAUGAUAUUUAGAUCUGGUUCUCUAAUUGCCAACAUGAUCCUAGGAAUUAUCAUUUUGAAGAAAAGAUACAGCAUAUUCAAAUAUACCUCCAUUGCCCUGGUGUCUGUGGGGAUAUUUAUUUGCACUUUCAUGUCAGCAAAGCAGGUGACUUCCCAGUCCAGCUCGAGUGAGAAUGACGGAUUCCAGGCAUUUUUAAGGUGGCUACUAGGAAUUGGGGCACUGACUUUUGCACUUCUGAUGUCAGCAAGGAUGGGUAUUUUCCAAGAGACCCUAUACAAACAAUUUGGGAAACACUCCAAGGAGGCUUUGUUUUAUAAUCAUGCCCUUCCACUUCCUGGCUUCAUCUUCCUGGCUUCCGAUAUUUAUGACCAUGCAGUUCUGUUCAAUAAGUCUGAAUUAUAUCAAGUUCCAGUCAUUGGUGUGACAGUGCCCAUCAUGUGGUUUUACCUCCUCAUGAAUGUCAUCACUCAGUACGUGUGUAUCCGGGGCGUCUUCAUUCUCACCACAGAAUGCGCCUCCCUUACCGUCACCCUUGUUGUGACUCUGCGCAAGUUCGUUAGCCUCAUCUUUUCCAUCUUGUACUUCCAGAACCCUUUCACUCUGUGGCACUGGCUGGGUACCUUGUUUGUCUUCAUUGGGACCCUAAUGUACACAGAAGUGUGGAACAACCUAGGGACCACAAAAAGCCAGCCUCAGAAGGACAAGAAAAACUGAGGUCUGCGUGGAGCAGAGACCAGUGUCCUAAUGUGCCAGGGUCUGGUGAAAGUCUGGCCACCAUUUCACGUUCGCUAAUGCUGAAGUAUUGAAUCAACCUUGUACCAGAGAAUCCUCAGAAAGAGGGACUUCUCAGAUUUCUUAAGGCUGUACAGACCAACGUUUGCGGACUCUAAAUGGACACCCCUCAACCACGAAGUAGAAACAAGAACAGUUCUCUGCUAUUGAACAGCCGGUUUGUUACUUGUUUUGUUUACCAAAAUAUUUAGUACUGUUACUUGUUUAUGGAAUCCUGAGUCCCCACAGCUACUAGUUUUAUAUGCGUGGUCUCAGAUGAGUUGAUCUUUUGUUGCCAUUCUGAUGAUUCUCUGCCACACAGUCAUUAUCCUCCUGUGGCCUCGUCCCUUCUUUCUGUCACCUUUCCCCUCCCCCCCCCACCCCCGCAGCACUGUCAGCCAGUCAGAUGCUCCAGGCCUCAUCCUUGGGAAACAGCUGCGUGGCCCUGUGAAUUGAGACCCCAGUGACAUUGGGCCCGGAAAAGAAGCGGUUGUCCCUGUGAGCAGAGCCUUGUCACCCUUGAGCAGGGCCGGUGGGAAUUCUUUCCUCCAUCUUGCUUUUUUUUUUUUUUUUCCUCUUAUGCAAGUCUUUUGCUUUCUGUGCUUUAGAACAGACCUGCGGCGCAUCUCUAUGGCACAGAGUUAAUAAGAAAGGUUUAUGUGAGUCGGGAGGGAGAGAUGUUUUCCUCCGUCUUGUACAUGGAGCCCUUCAGCUCCGGGAGCAGCUGCCCCUCGGCGGCACCCAGAGAGCCCCAACUCCCCUCUGGGCCCAGCCAGGCACACGCAGGGCUGGUUCCCAGUGGGUGCGUUAGCUCUUUGAAAGGCUUCUUAACCAGAGAUGCCGCUCUGCCUGUCAGUCUGAUAGAGUCAUGGGCAGUCAGGCUAAGGAGUAGACUAGUAUAUGGUGGGCGUGGUGGGUAAAUCAGGUCCAGUCACAGUGAAAAUGAAGGUGGAUUUUUUUCUUUCCUAAGAGGUAUCUCAGUGUUCUUGGUGGUUAUUUACAGGUGGUUGGGAGGUAGUGUGUUCUGCUGUGUAGAAACAUGAUGCCCCUUCUGGCUAAUCAUUUCAGAGGUGUGGUUUUUCCCUCCUGGGAUAAUUUUGAGAAAGAGGAACAGUGUCAGUAUAGCAUGUGUAAGAGAGAACAAGCGUUUGUGUAGUUCUGUGAUAAUACUGGAGGAGAAAAGAGCAUGAAAGUCUUUUCUUCUAUUUCCUCAUUCUUCACUCAGCUUCGGACCUUCAUUAACCUCACAGAAGUACAUACACUUCCGUCUUUUGCACACAGAGCCCUUCCUUUGGGCACAGACUGUGUUCUUACAUUGCGAUGUGGUUCUCCAGAUCUCCUUGUCUCAUUCUGUAGUGUGGAUAUUUCCUUAUCUGCAGCUGUUCUCUGAUGGGGUCUGAGAUAAGUGUUGGGUCAUUGGGUCGCUCUGGGGAAGUAACUUAAGCUGCCUCAUUGUUUCUCCAUGUUAGUCACCGGGUUCUCAGACUAAUUUGUUGUUCUGAAGGACAACUUUCCAGAGCUAAUAAUUGGUCUACCCUAAAAGAUGCCAAAUUUGGUGUGAACCCGUUCAUGGAAUCAAAAGGCAUUUUCUUUGAAAUAUGUAGAGUUCCUCAGGCUGAUGAUGCUAUAAAUAGCAUGUGUUAAAUAUCCUCUUAAAAACAAUUAAUAAAAGCUACUUUUUAAAAAAUCACUUAAUAGAAGAACCUGUCCCUAGGGGCUAUUGGGUUGCUAUGUAUCUGGAGUCUUAACAGGCUUUCAUAACUUAGUGUUAUCCUUUUUAUGUUGAUGAAAAUUUUUAGUUAUUGAAAUGUGUUGGUGUACAUAGACAGCAUUUAACUGGGUCUGUUAGGUUUUAGAUUCUGGUUUUAGAAAGUACAUGUCCCUCUUAGUCUGAACACCUCUGCUGGUUUUAUUAACAAGAGGUUAUAUAUGGAUAGAUUAUGGCACUUAAACAAAAAACGAACAUAUGUAAGAACAGAAUGUCUGAAGUGCCCUCUGAGUUGAUUUUCUCUCUAGUGGCCGGAUGUAAGAAAAUAUGUCUAAUGGACACUAAUACUUCCAUUAACAACUUUUUUUGGACCAUUUAUUUCCAUAGGAUAACUGAUUUUUCAAUCCAGGUUGAAACUAAUUUCAACUUUUAUUAAAGAGGCAAAUAAACCAUUUUGUAGAGGACCAGACCCAUGCAACUGAAGGAGAAAUGUCUAUUACAGUGCUUCUCUUCUCUGGGUCAAGACUAUGUAACUGUGUACCCUAGAGCUAGAGUUUGUUUACAAGAGAGAUUGGUGUUUAAGACAGCCAAAACUCUACCCUUAGAGCAAAGAUCAAAUAGCAGAUGGUACUAGCCAGAAAGUAUAGUGUGUGUGUGUGUGUGUGUGUGUGUGUACAUGUGUAUACAUACUGGGGUACCCACUUAACAACUUGACCACUGUCAUAGAUAAAGUAACAGGAGAAAAUGGUGGAUAUUUGAAUUAAUGUAAUACCUACAUCAUUUUAUACAAUUCUGUUGUCACAUUAUAAAUGCUCUUUUUCAUUUUUUUUUUCUUGAUCCUUUUUAUUUUCCUUUUUCCUAAAACAGUCAUUAAUGUACUUGGUAAGUGUCUAUCAAGUUUUAAAGUAUUUAGACACAAUCUGGUUUUUCCUCCUUCUUCCUGCCCAGUUAUCCAAUUACGAAAUGCUCCAGUACCUUACUCUUGUGGGAAGAUUACCUGACAUUUUUAAAGCAUUCUAAUAACUUGAGGUCAUUUCUUGAGCACCUUUCCUCCUUUCUGCCCUAUUUUGUUUCCCUCCUAAGCCCCACCUCCAGUGUCCUCACUGCAGUCCCUGUUCACUUGUGUACUUUUCCACUGAAAAUUUGUAUAGUUUUCCACGCCUGUAAUCUUGUAUCUGUUUAUGCCUCUGUUCUCUGGGGCCUCUCAGAUGUUUUUCUGGAUUUUUACAAGGUAUUUAUAUCUGUGUAGCACGUAUUUUGUUAGACAUUGUUAUAAGCAUUGAUACUUGGAGUGUGAGAAGAUCUGGCCCAUAUGUGAAUAUAUGUAUAGGUAAGUAUGAACAUGAGGGUAAAUGUAAAAAUGUUUAUAUGUUUUGUUACCUGAAACGGGGGCUGAAAAUCUUAACCACCAUGUUCUUCUAUAUUUGGAAAAUAAUGUUCUUGUUUGCUCUUUUCACCCCACGUUGAGCUCACUUUACUCACCAGUGCCAAAUGCCAGGGAGAGGGGAGGUGGAAAACCUCAGGAAUUAUUCAGAGCCAGUGAAUUAGCUGUGGGCUGGUGGAUCAGUUGGCAUGUCAGAGUGAAGGGGAGGAAGAAAAUUUCCUGUCCAAGGUUCUUCCUGCUGGACUAGGAAUUAAAUUUACAUGAUACAGAUUAACAGGAGGAAAAAAAAAAUCAGUUUUAUUUUGUGCACCCGGAGUCCCAAUAAGGAAACUGAAACCUAAAUAGAAGACCAAAGCAGGCAUUUUUAAAAUACACAUUUUAGACAGUAAACCUGUCAGGAGUUGACGGGAUAAAGAAAACGGAUGUUUAGGAGCUUUAGUAAGGAAUUCGGGCUGUGGUAGUAGAUUAGUAAAAAUAUAACCAGGUUUGUUUCUGCAGCUUUCUUGGCUUUAAAGAUUUUUUUUUUUUUAGUUUUCUUAGUGCAGGGAGGGUACCUUUCACAUGGGAGACUUAUUUUCUACUUUCAGGAGGAUAGAGGAGGGUCUGAGUGUCCUUGUACAUGCUGUUUCCCACAUAGUUUCAAUUCAAAAUAAUGAGUAUGCCAUUGUGGUACAUUAUGGGGCCUGCCCUUGGCCCCUGCAGUUCCCUCCACCAAAAUUUCCCUGGAAGUUUCACACAUUAAAAGUUCCAGAUUGUUCCAUUUCAAUGAACCAGUCUGGGUUCUGACGAUAACGUCAGUUUAGUUAAACUCAUUUCAGGAGGUGGUGAUGUGUUCUCAAAGUUAGUCCAAUGGUUUGAAUCAGGAAUGAGUAAGCCAUUUCUAUGGAAACAAAAGCAAUGGUUAAUGAUUGGAUCAAAUUAUAAACCGGUUUCUGAGGGGAGCAGUCGAGUGGAUUUCUGGAUGACUGGCAGUGGCAGUCUGAUGUAUUUUCGUGGUUUGUAAUUGGAGUUUCUGUGAUCUUUCUGAGUCAUCCGUAGAGCAGCAGGCAUGGAGAUCGUGUACAUAUGAGCUGGUGCCACUUCUUGGAAGCUUAAGUUGUUUAUAUGCAGUUUGCAGGGCUUCAGGAAAAAGUGCAGUUUUUGGUUAGCAAGCCAAGUAAAAAGGAUGGGGAAGAAAAACAAAAAUGUUAGUUGGGGGAGUUGUAGCCAGGCACUGGAGAAAACCACGAGAAAUCAGGAUCUUGUCCAGUUUAUAAUGAAGUGUAUUAGAAUAUAGUAUUCACAAAGGUAUGUUAUUGGAAGUUUUUCUCUUUAUAAGCACACUCAUUUUUACCAGACAUAGCCCAGUUGAGACUAAUCGGUUUGCAAAAUAAGUCUAGUUUUUUAGAACUUGGUCUGAUUCCUUAUAUGAUAUGCAGCAAGAAUAGCGAUUGAUUGUGUAGGCUCUUUUUAUAAGGACUCUCCAGACUGAACUUUACAGCCUCUCAAGGUUAGAAGCCAAGCCAAAUACUUGCCACAGAUUUCACCUGUAAGAUUUGGAUUAAUUCUUUCUCAGGGUCUCCAAAGUACCCUGAGGUUCUUUUUCCUGCCAGGAAGUGACCAUCUCUCUUCAACUGGUAAGUUUGUUAGGAACCCUGUCAGCAAGAUAUCAGGCUGUUUUUCCAGGGGGCUUUAUUGGCUCCAUAUAGUCAACCUUAGUUCCUUAAGCUGUCUGGUAGUAUCUGAGUUUAUGCAGGUCUCCCUCAAAUAUGACAUUCCAGUCAAAGCCUUGGUAAUAUAACCAGGGUUUCCAGUUGUGUCCUGUUACUUAUUGAACUUUUGCAAAUGAAUAUAUUAUGAAAAUAUAAGAAUACUGAGAGUUUUUGAAUUCCUAAGGGAUCAGGUAGAGAGAAGAUAAAUGUUUUAUUCACAAAGGUAUAUUUUAUCAAAUUGCUGUAAGUUAUCUUAAUUUCUUUAAAUCUGGAUAAACAAUGUUUCAACCAAAGAAAGUCAUAAAAAUUACAAUCAUCCUCCAUUCAGUCCCAUGUUAUUAUUGUUUUGCUUUAAUUCUUCUCUAGAAAUCUAAUUCUUUCAUUAGUUCUGGAAAUUCUUACCGAGUACAGUUGCAUGAUCUUAAUAUUAUCAGAAACCUGUACUCCAAUUUCUUUCCAUGAGUCUCAGUGCAGACGAAACACAUUUGCAGGAGGGCUUGUAAAAGCAUCUGAGUAUAACAGUCUGGAAACAACAAAAGACUUAAAAGUGGCCAUGGCUAGAGAUCUGAUUAGAGUUCAUAACAGUGCAGUUGACAAGGAAAUUCGGUUAUUUCUGUGACACACAACACUUCAAACAACAUACUAGGACAUACCUGAUUUCUAAGAGCUUCAUACAGUUUUUAAUAACAUUUCUAUAUAAUUAUAAUCUGAGAGAGUUCAGUAUCACUCAGUUGACAGAGCUUCCCAUUUAACAUAACCAGCCUAAUUAGUGUAAUCUUUUUAUAAGGAGACCAAAUAUCUAUGGGCCCUCUGGAAUAUUUCAGUUAGAUGGUGAUGAAAAGACUUUAUUGACAAACUUUCCAGAAUCAAAUUCUAAACAUCAAAAUGUUUGAACAUUUUAUUAAAUAGGAUUGCUGAUCAUUCUAAAAUAUUUAACCAAAGUGACAAAAGAUUUUAAAGGCAAAUACCCAAGGUUACAUAAUUGUGAGCAAAAGUUGGCUCUUUUAAUAUUGAAGACUUGGUUUUCCUGAAUGAUCAAAGAUCUGAUGAAGACAUAGAAUCUUAGAUUAUUGGUUUGCUUUGCAUAAAUUGUAAACAAAACUAAUGUUAAAACUUAAAUUUAUUCUAAUCUUAGCCAUUAGUGACCAUAUAUAAAAUUCCUUUUUUACAUUCA